UGGAUGUCAGUUAUGAUGACGGUCAGACGGCCACCGCGGGACAUGCCGGGACUUGUAGUCCAGCCUUCCAUUUUCCCCCAUUCGCUCCCGGCUCCGCUCUGCCACCGGGAAACUACAGCCGCCCGGCUGACUCGGCAGGCGGCCGGUUUGAGAGCGACAAAGGAGGCGGCGGUCGGGGACGGUGAUCGAAGGCAGGAUGCCGGCGAGGCGGAGGACGCGACAGUCAUGAGCGUAGUGCCAGGCUGCGAGCCCAUGAGCAAAAGACUGAGGCUGGAAGUUGCCCCCCAGCAGCUUUCCCCUUCCAGCAUCUGUCGACCAGAGGAGAGAAGCACUGGCUUGCUAUUUCGUAAGAAAGGUCAAAGGCAAAAGUGGGAGGAUUUAGCAGCAGGCAAAUGUAAUAGUUUAAAGAUGGACCAUGCCAGCCCUGAACAAAUGCUGCAAGUCAAAGGUGGAAAAUUGGAAGGAACCUCUAAAGGUGGAAAUGUGGACCUACCAACAGUCCAACAUAUACAGCAAAGCAGUUCCGUUGAUAUUUCAGAAAAUGAAUCCAAAUACAGUAUAUCACCAGGGUGCAGUGUGCUGGAAGAGAAAACCAGGAAUCAGAAAGUGAAAAAUUCCAUCAGUUCAGAGGGUGAAAAAUUUAAAUGGACAACUAGAAGUGUGGGCAGAUGCACCUCUGAGAGUGAUACAGAUUACCAAAAAGCACCAAGUACCAAAGUUGAAAGCUCUAGUGCUGGAGAGAAUAGUAAGAGCAUAACCCCGGACAAAAAAAAGUGCAAGACACUUGAGGAAUGGAUAAUAAAACCUUCAUGUGCAAAAGUAACAAAAAAUACCACAGCCAUUCGACCUGGUGAGGUAACAACUCUUAAAGAGGAACAUCAUAUCGUUGACCUUAAGGUCACAAAGUCAUUUGAAAAUCCCGUUGACGACAUGUAUGUUGUUCCAGAAAGUCCGAUCUCUGAUUCUAGCUGUGAACAGGAGAUACCAGGCACAAGUGGAACUGGAAAGCAAGAUGCUGGAGAGAGAGACACAAGGAUAUAUCUUUCUGUUAAGAAAGAGACUGAGUCUGUCUUGCCUAUGCAAGUAGAUACUUCAGGUAAUAGUUUCUAUGAAUCAGAAACUGAACUUAAUUGUUUAUCAGCCAAAGUUUCAAAAGAUUUGGAUGACAAUUCACUUACCCAGAAGGUUCACUGUUUUGAUACUCAUUCUGGUAAUAAAAACAUUGAAGAAAUGAUGGAAGUGGAUAAAGGCGUAAAUUACCAAUGUGAAGAUCCAUUCGUAAAGGCACAACCAAAGGGAUUUUGUGGUUUAAAGGAUAGAACACAAGAAGUAUUGAAGCCAGAGCAAAAAACAAACCUAUCAACUGGUUCAUCUUCACAGGUGGGAAAUUGGAAGGGACCCCAAAAGGCAUUGAGAAAAAUCACGGAUCAUUUUGAGUACCUGGACAGGAAGUCAAACAAGUUGAACAGAAGAGGACAUUCUACCGUGGAAGGAAAAAGAACUUACCAAGGGAGAUACUCCGUGGAUAUCACAUGGCUUGGAACUCCAAUCGUUGAGAUGCGUCGAAUGCCAGAAUGCAGCAGUGCUUUGCCACCUUUAAGAGCAUCUAGCAAUCACUCAGUGACUAUCCGAACAGACCUUUUGAAAAGCGGUGAAGUCCCUCGACCCUAUCCCACAUAUUUUAAUGAUGCCUGGGAUGACAAGCAUGUGAGAAUGCCCUGCUCUGUUCAAAAUCUUUUUCCUGUUGAAAAUGAGGCCAGCUUUUUGCCAGGCAAGCAUUUACUGCCUAUCCCUAAUUAUCUAGAGGGCAAUAAAGAGGCAACCAAAUUGCUCCGAGUUGCAUGUAGGCCAAACCAGGAUGGAAGCAAGAACGUGAGUAGUCGAUGGGAGUUAAUUCGAACAGCGCUGCUGAGAAAGUUUACUAACUCAGAGGAUGUGAAGGAUGCAAUACUGAAGUAUAAUGCAGGAUAUGCCAAGAAAUGGGACUUCAGUACCCUGAAUUACCUUUGUAAUGAGGAUUUAAAUGACGUUGAAACACAGCACCUUCUUCAGUUCCUUCUACCUGAAAUGGCUGAAUUGGCUCUACAAUUGCCAAGUCUUUGUACCAAGCCAAUACCACUACUUAAACAGAAGAUGAAUCACUCCAUCACAAUGUCACAAGAACAAAUAGCUUGCCUUCUGGCCAAUGCCUUCUUUUGCACAUUUCCUCGACGCAAUAACAAAGGCAAACAUGAAUAUUCUAACUUCCCGGACAUAAACUUUAAGAAAUUGUUUGAAGGAUCUUCACACAAGAAAGCUGAAAAGCUUAAAACUCUUUUUUGUUAUUUCAGAAAAGUCACAGAAGAAAAACCCACUGGCUUAGUAACAUUUCAGCGACAGUGUCUACAUGACUUCCCUGAAUGGGAAAGGUCCACAGAGAAGCUGACCAAACUGCACAUUACGUGUGAAGGAACAAUUGAAGACAAUGGCCGUGGCAUGCUUCAGGUUGACUUUGCAAACAAAAGUGUUGGAGGUGGUGUCACACGUGCUGGCCUUGUCCAGGAAGAAAUCCGUUUUUUGAUAAACCCUGAACUCAUUGUUUCACGGCUAUUUACAGAGGCUCUGGAUGACAAUGAGUGUCUCAUCGUUACAGGUACCGAGCAAUACUCUGUCUACAAAGGCUACGCAGAUACGUACAAAUGGGCGGGGCACUACAAUGACAAGACUCCAAGAGAUACUUGGCAGAGGUGCAACACAGAAAUUGUAGCUAUCGAUGCAUUACCUUUCAGAUGUUACUUUGAUCAAUUUUCUCCAUGCAAUUUAAAACGAGAAAUUAAUAAGGCUUACUGUGGUUUUGUGCGACCAGGCAUAGAUCCCAAGAAUCUUUCAGCUGUGGCCACAGGGAACUGGGGAUGUGGAGCUUUCGGUGGUGAUGCCACGUUAAAAUCCUUAUUGCAAAUGAUGGCAGCGGCAGAAGCAGGACGAGAUGUGGUUUAUUUCACCUUCGGAGACCGAGAAUUAAUGAUGGAGAUAUAUGAGAUGCACAAAUUCCUAAUUGAAAAAGAGCAAACUGUUGGGCAAAUCUACAAGCUUUUGGAGCGAUAUUACAGCAAAGUGUGCCGAUCCUAUUCCUUUUCAAAACCACACAUUAAACUCUACAACUUCAUUUAUGAUUCUGUAACUUUAUACACAGAUUCAACAGAUGAGGAUGGUGAAUAAUGGCUUUUCAAGCUCCUUUUAAAGACUUCCUUUGAAGUCAUGAGGCAGCUGAGCUUUUUAGUUCAACACGAGAAUUAUGCUUGCAAAAGAUCCUGAGCUGAUAGGCCCAUACUUCAGUAAAUUCAUCCCAAAGCAUUGUCCAUUAUUCAGAAGAAUUAUUUCUGAAAUAUUUUUGUUAGCAGUGUUUGCUAGUGCUAGAAAUCAAGCCUAAAGUGGUGCAAAGUGAAAUUUCAGGUAUAAAAAUCAUUUUGGACAAAUGACUGACGGAUGAAAUAUAUAUCCACUCCAUAUAUAAUACAUAUCCUCUUCAUACUUUAUGCAAUUAUAAUAGAAGGACAGUUGCCAAUAUAAAUCUGUCUUUCUUGAGUGUAAUUAUUGCAAUUAUUCAGAAGAAUUAAACCAAUGUUAUUUUCUGUUUUUUGAGUAAUCUCUGUUUAACAGAUUCCAAUCAAAGUUGAAAUCCCAGCAUGCUCUGAGCAUGGUUUUAUUAAUGCGUUUAUCAAUGAAAAUUAAAGACAUUUAAAUUAGAGAAACAGAAAAAAUUUAGGUUAUGACAGAAGGGGAAACGAUUAUGUUUUUUCUCAUUUUGUUUUUAAAAUUAAUUAAGGACUUGAAAUAAUUUCAUUUCAGACUGUGGUACUUGAUACCUACAAAAAUUAAGGAGCUGUAGCUGUUGGCUGAGUGGUUCCUAUAAGUAAUAUAUCUGGGGAGAAUUCUCUGCCAAUAUGUAAAGGUUUUUUUCGACUGUCUUAAUAAAGGAUUGGUGUUGAGUACA
This is a messenger RNA of Rhincodon typus (whale shark), 3973 nucleotides long. RefSeq names its product poly (ADP-ribose) glycohydrolase a (gene parga). Gene Ontology annotation, molecular function: poly(ADP-ribose) glycohydrolase activity. The transcript has 20 exons. Bases 4 to 3198 code for a protein of 1064 amino acids. The record is from RefSeq and is a predicted model, not a curated record. Gene Ontology annotation, cellular component: nucleus; cytoplasm. Gene Ontology annotation, biological process: ATP generation from poly-ADP-D-ribose; regulation of DNA repair; carbohydrate metabolic process. Lineage: Eukaryota; Metazoa; Chordata; Chondrichthyes; Orectolobiformes; Rhincodontidae.